Messenger RNA from Crotalus tigris (Tiger rattlesnake), 6410 nucleotides. It is a transcript of the gene SLC12A5, whose product is annotated as solute carrier family 12 member 5. Lineage: Eukaryota; Metazoa; Chordata; Lepidosauria; Squamata; Viperidae. Gene Ontology annotation, molecular function: potassium:chloride symporter activity. The record is from RefSeq and is a predicted model, not a curated record. Gene Ontology annotation, cellular component: membrane. Gene Ontology annotation, biological process: chloride ion homeostasis; potassium ion import across plasma membrane; chemical synaptic transmission. The transcript is spliced from 26 exons. The coding region runs from base 355 to 3699 and encodes 1114 amino acids.
GAGCCGCAGUGCCAGCCCCCAGAUGCCCUAAUUCUUCUGCCGCUGGCUCAGAGCUGCGCUGCCCUCGGAGGUGGCGCGGGGCUUCGUGGACGCUCCUCGCCCCUCCUCGGCCGGCUCGCUUGCACCGCUGCGCCCCCGAUCCGCCUCCCCUCCCCAACCUGCGGAGAGAUGUCUCCUGAAUGCAAGAUGAAGUGAAGGGGGCUGAGCGGCGGCGGUGACAGCAGCGGCGGCGGCGGCGGCGGCGGAGGGGACGGCUCGGCUCUGCACUGCAGCGGAGCACGAGGAGACGCGGAGAAGCCUCCGAACCGGCAGCCGGUGCCGGCAGCCGGGAGCCGAGGCGAGCCGAGCUGCGCCAUGCUCAACAACCUGACGGACUGCGAGGACGGCGAGGGGGGGGCGAGCCCAGGUGAUGGAAACCCCAAAGAAAGCAGCCCGUUCAUCAACAGCACCGACCUGGAGAAGGGGAAGGAAUACGAUGGGAAGAACAUGGCGCUGUUUGAGGAGGAGAUGGACACCAGCCCCAUGGUCUCCUCCCUGCUCAGCGGCCUGGCCAACUACACAAACCUGCCCCAGGGCAGCCGGGAGCACGAAGAGGCGGAGAACAACGAGGGGGCCAAGAAGAAGCCCGUCAAGGCCACGCGGAUGGGCACCUUCAUGGGCGUCUACCUGCCCUGCUUGCAGAACAUCUUCGGCGUGAUCCUCUUCCUCCGCCUCACCUGGGUGGUGGGCAUCUCGGGCAUCAUGGAGUCCCUCUGCAUGGUUAUACUCUGCUGCUCCUGCACCAUGCUGACGGCCAUCUCCAUGAGCGCCAUCGCCACCAACGGAGUGGUGCCAGCCGGUGGCUCCUACUACAUGAUCUCGCGUUCGCUGGGCCCGGAGUUCGGGGGAGCGGUGGGGCUCUGCUUUUACCUGGGCACCACCUUUGCAGGUGCCAUGUACAUCCUGGGCACCAUAGAGAUUCUGCUGGCCUACAUCUUCCCCCCGAUGGCCAUCUUCAAGUCCGAGGAUGCCAGUGGGGAAGCGGCCGCCCUGCUGAACAACAUGAGGGUCUACGGGACGUGUGUCCUCACCUGCAUGGCCACCGUGGUCUUCGUGGGCGUCAAGUACGUGAACAAGUUUGCCCUGGUCUUCCUGGGCUGCGUCAUCCUUUCCAUCCUGGCCAUCUACGCGGGGGUCAUCAAGUCUGCCAUCGACCCCCCCUCCUUUCCGAUUUGCCUCUUGGGCAACCGGACUCUGUCCCGCCACGGCUUUGACGUGUGUGCCAAGGUGGUCCAGGUGGGCAACGAGACGAUGGGCUCCGAACUGUGGGCGCUCUUCUGCUCCUCCCGCUUGCUGAAUGCCACCUGCGACGAGUAUUUUAGCCAGAACAACGUCACGGAGAUUGAGGGCAUCCCUGGAGCAGCUUCCAGUCUCAUCCAAGAAAACCUCUGGAGCACCUACUUGCCGAAGGGGGUGGUUAUCGAGCGGGCGGGGAUGGCCUCCGUGCCCACCUCCGAGGGGCUGCUGGACCUGGAGCAGCCCUACGUCUUCAGCGACAUGACUUCCUAUUUUACCCUCCUGGUCGGCAUCUACUUCCCUUCCGUCACCGGGAUCAUGGCUGGCUCCAACCGGUCUGGGGAUCUCCGGGAUGCUCAAAAGUCGAUCCCUACGGGCACCAUCCUCGCCAUCGCCACCACUUCGGCCGUCUACAUCAGCUCUGUGAUUCUAUUUGGCGCCUGCAUUGAGGGCGUGGUGCUCCGGGACAAGUUCGGCGAGGCCGUCAGUGGGAACCUGGUGGUGGGCACGCUGGCCUGGCCCUCCCCCUGGGUGAUCGUCUUUGGCUCCUUCUUCUCCACCUGCGGAGCCGGGCUGCAGAGCCUCACGGGGGCCCCUCGCCUGCUGCAAGCCAUCUCGCGGGACGGCAUCGUGCCCUUCCUCCGGGUCUUCGGCCACGGCAAGGCGAGUGGAGAGCCCACCUGGGCCCUCCUGCUUACAGCCUGCAUCUGCGAGAUCGGGAUCCUGAUUGCCUCCCUGGACGAGGUGGCCCCCAUCCUCUCCAUGUUCUUCCUGAUGUGCUACAUGUUUGUCAACCUGGCCUGUGCAGUUCAGACGCUGCUGAGGACCCCCAACUGGCGCCCACGCUUUCGCUACUACCACUGGACCCUCUCCUUCCUGGGCAUGAGCCUCUGCCUGGCACUGAUGUUCAUCUGCUCCUGGUACUACGCCCUGGUGGCCAUGCUGAUCGCGGGACUCAUCUACAAGUACAUUGAGUACCGAGGGGCAGAGAAGGAGUGGGGGGAUGGCAUCCGGGGCCUCUCGCUCAGCGCAGCUCGUUACGCCCUGCUGCAGUUGGAGGAGGGGCCGCCCCACACCAAGAACUGGAGGCCGCAGCUGCUGGUGCUCGUCCGGGUGGAUCAGGACCAGAACGUCGCUCACCCACAGCUGCUCUCCCUCACCAACCAGCUGAAGGCCGGCAAGGGGCUGACCAUUGUGGGCUCCGUGCUGGAGGGCACCUUCCUGGACAACCACCUGCAGGUCCAGCGUGCCGAGGAGUCGAUCCAUCGGCUGAUGGAGGCCGAGAAGGUCAAGGGCUUUUGCCAGGUGGUGACCUCUUGCAACGUCCGGGACGGCAUGUCGCACCUCAUCCAGUCCAGUGGCCUGGGGGGCCUGCAGCACAACACGGUGCUGGUCGGCUGGCCACGCAGCUGGCGCAGCAAGGAGGAUCACCAGACCUGGAGGAACUUCAUUGAGUUGGUGCGAGAGACCACGGCUGGCCACAUGGCCUUGCUGGUGGCCAAAAACGUGGCUAUGUUCCCGGCCAACACGGAGCGCUUCUCGGAGGGCCACAUCGACGUCUGGUGGAUCGUGCAUGACGGGGGGAUGCUGAUGCUCCUGCCCUUCCUCCUGCGCCAGCACAAGGUCUGGCGCAAGUGCAAGAUGCGAAUCUUCACGGUGGCCCAGAUGGACGACAACAGCAUACAGAUGAAGAAGGACUUGACCACCUUCCUGUACCACUUGCGCAUCACGGCCGAGGUGGAAGUGGUGGAGAUGCACGAGAGCGACAUCUCGGCCUACACCUACGAGAAGACCCUGGUGAUGGAGCAGAGGUCGCUGAUCCUCAAGCAGAUGCACCUGACCAAGACAGAGCGGGAGCGGGAGAUCCAGAGCAUCACGGACGAAUCUCGGGGCUCCAUCCGGCGCAAGAACCCCCCCAACACCCACCUGCGCCUCCCGGACGAGCAGGUGGGCGACAGCGAGGAGAAGUCAGAAGAAGAGGUGCAGCUGAUCCAUGACAAGAAUGCCACCAGCUUCUCCGGCAUCUCACAGUCCCCGGGGGAGGAGGCCGAGGCCGAGGCCGAAGCUGAGGCCGCCCCCGAGAAGGUGCACCUCACCUGGACAAAGGAGAAGGAGGCCGAGAAGAUGAAGGCCAAGAGCCCCGUCAGCUCAGAGAGCAUCAAGGACUUCUUCAACAUGAAGCCGGAGUGGGAAAAUCUGAACCAGUCCAACGUCCGGCGGAUGCACACGGCCGUCCGGCUGAACGAGGCCAUCGUACGGAAGUCACAGGAGGCAAAGCUGGUGCUGCUCAACAUGCCGGGGCCCCCCCGGAACCGCAAGGGGGAUGAGAACUAUAUGGAGUUCCUGGAGGUGUUGACGGAGCAUCUGGACAGGGUGCUGUUGGUCCGUGGGGGUGGCCAGGAGGUCAUCACCAUCUACUCUUGAGUAGCCGGCCGAGGCCCUUCCUUGCCCAAAGGUUUGUGCCCCGAGAGCCUUGCCCCCCCCUUUGCACCCACCGCACCCAGCUGUGGACAGCCCCACUCGGCCCGCGUCUCGGGGUGGGAGGACGGAGCCCCACCCGCAGCUCAGCGGAACCCCCAGAUCUGCCAAAGGGGGAGUGGACGGGUGGGUGGGCAGAGGCUCAAGCCCCCCCCCAGCCUGCUUUCUGCUGCUGCUCCUCUGCCCAGCUCCCAGGUGGGGAGAGGGUGCCAGCCGAGGCCACCAGCAUGCGUCCCUUGCCAAGGCUGGCCUCUCCCCCCCACCCCGCCCCCCCACCUCCCGUGCCAGGUCCCUCUGCAGGGAAAGCGCCCCACUCAGGGCCCUCCCCGUUUCUUUGGACUCAAUGUAUCGGGGGCUCUUUGGGGCAAGGGGAUCCUGGGGGAGGAGCCGACAGUCACCCUCCCCAUGCAAGCUAAGAGUGGGGGGGCAGAGUUCUCCCCAGCUGGGUCAGGGGCCCUUGGCACCCACUGGGCCAGCUGACACUUUGUUCAGUUGACCAGCCCCUCCCCCAGCCUGACCCCCAACUCCACCAGACCCCCUCAUGGAGGCUGGGGAGGGAAAAAGGGCUCCCCCCAGUUUUGCAACCCCCCCAACCCUUCCGGUUUGUACAUGUCUUUUGGCCCAGUCUCUCUCUCUCUCUCUCUCUCUCUCUCACACACACACACACACACACACACACACAUGCAAAUGUGUGUGUGUGUGUAAGGGGAUCUCUGCCACUCCUCAACCCGGUUGCACUUUAGGGUCUUCCAGCCAGGGACUCCCUUCAAGCCAGGAUCAAAAUGAACCCUGGACAGCUGCAGGGCUGGGGUUGAGAGAGCCCCCCCCCCCCGCAAAAGCUCUGCACUACCCCAGAACCCCCCCCAGGGAUAACGAAAGGGAGCACGGCUGCCCCCUCAGAUGACAAGUUCUCCUCCCCCUCCCCGUAGGAAGGGGUGGGCUCUGCUUCUGUCCCCCCCCCAAUUUCUGGUGCCUCACCUUAUACCAAAACACGUGCAUUGGACCCCUGGGGGCAGCCCCCUCCCCCAGAAGAGGAAAACUCUGGAGCUUUUAACCAAUGUGAAUAGUUCUCCAAAAGCAGAACGCUGCCCCCCUUCCGGGGAGGCUGUAAAUAUAUAGAUAUAUAUAUUCUGUACAUAGCACAGGACCAGUAUUUUUAAAGUCGUCCUAUUUAGGUGAGAAGAACCGAGAGGAAGCUGGAGGGGGGGGCUGGGGAGGCUCCAGGGCUCUCUAGCAUCUUCAUGGGCUGGGCGGGGGGCUCCCCCCGGGUGGGUCUGGGGCCAGAGCAAAUCCCCUGCUCCGCCAUGGGGGAGACGUCCAGAAACGUCCUCUGGAUGCUGCAGUCAAAGGGCAGGGUCUCUCCCUGGCACGCAGACACGAUGCUUCUUCUCAGGGCAAAUGUGGCCCCCUCCCCAUCUUGCAGAGCUGACCUUUCACCUUGGUCCAGCCUCCACUGGCUUGGGCCACCCUCCUCCCCAGCGAUUAGCAGCCUCACAGCUGAGGGUGAAUGGGGGGGGGGGAGUUUUGGACAGUGCUUCAUCUAUGGAGAGAUGCUCUCUCUCUCACACACACACACACAUGCGUACGCUGCCCUCCGAGACCAGGGGCCCCCCAUUGAGACCCCUGGCCAGCACUUUCCAAGGGACCCACCACUGGCACCCCCCAUGGAAGGAAGACGGGCCUCUCUCGCUCGCUGGCAGACGCUCAGCCUACCUCUGGCAGUCCUGGGGCCGGGGAAGGGACCAGGUUGUCUCCUGGCCGUUGUUGCCCCUCUGUUCCCCCCACCCCAGUGUCCUCCCAGCCUCCCGUUCCAGAGAGGCCCAAAGCAGAGCGUUGCAUGCUAGUUUACACAUGCUAGUUUACACUCCCCCCCCCACUCCCGACCCUGCAUGUUUGGCCCCGGCGCCACGUCCUGCUGCCCUGGGGCAUGUCCUUCAGCCGGCCCACCUGGGCAUCCAGGGCCCCCUGACCAAAGCCGGAGGAGGGACUGCAGCCCUGCAGGGAAGACCUCAAGGCCACCUCGGUGCUCUGGGAAAGCUGGCAGGGGCGGCCUCGGACACCCCCUCCCCGGAUGGAUCCGGACCGCUGCCCACUGUACUGUUGCUGCACCCUUGGGCUUCCGAGCUCCCCCCCCCAUCUCCGGAGGGCUGGUGAGGGCUACCCCACCUGGCUGGAGAGCGCGCUCACGAGGCGAGGAAUGAGCGAGGCGGCCCCACGGCUGGGUCAGCUACACACUCUUCUUUCCGUGCUCACGUGCAAUAUCUUUGUUAUGAAUGUGACACCAGUCAGUUCAUGAAGUACCUUUAUAAUCAGUCACCGUAGCUACUGUGUUUUCUGUCCACCCGAGUGACUUUGAUUCCAGUGCGAUCCUGCAAUAGCUGUUGUGAGCUUUUUCAUAGGCCUUGUGCUCUAGGGAACACUUGUGCAGCGCAACGCCGCCGACCCAUUUGCUCUUUGUAAAUAACCUGUCGUCAACCCAAAGGAAAGUGCGUUGGGCUUGCGUUUCCUUUCCGCAAGUGUGUUUGCGUGGCCGGUGCUGUUAGGUAUCCAUGGGGCCACGGCCCCUCUUUGCUUGUGUUGCGGCUUAUACCGUAUAUUUUGUUUUCUAGACUUCUGUCUGCACAAAAUGCAAUAAAAGGAUUUUAUUACACCCGUCA